Dryobates pubescens (Downy woodpecker) is the source of this 2432-nucleotide messenger RNA. It is a transcript of the gene GOLM1, whose product is annotated as golgi membrane protein 1. Bases 150 to 1304 code for a protein of 384 amino acids. The record is from RefSeq and is a predicted model, not a curated record. NCBI's taxonomy places the organism in Eukaryota, Metazoa, Chordata, Aves, Piciformes, Picidae. The transcript has 10 exons. Gene Ontology annotation, cellular component: Golgi apparatus.
GCCGCCGCUGCUCCGCUCCGCAGCGGCCGCCGGGGGCUGCGGGGGGCGCGGAAGGGGCUGCUGUCUUCCUGUUGGGCGCGGGGCGCCUCCAGCGGCGCGGCAAGGUUUCUACUCCAUUGUGGUUCUUUGGGUUUGUUUUUUGUCUUGAAAUGGUAGGGCUGGGAAACAGCUGCCGAGGGAUGAAGUCACCGCCUCUUCUCGUGGCUGCACUUGUGGCAUGCAUCGUUGUUUUGGGUUUCAAUUACUGGAUUGCAAGUUCUCGCAGCAUGGAUCUGCAGGUUCGAAUCAUGGAUCUGGAAGGCAAAGUCCGCAGGGCAGCAGCAGAGAGAGGUGCUGUGGAGCUCAAGAAGAAUGAAUUCCAAGGGGAGUUAGAGAAGCAGCGGCAGCAGAUUGACAAAAUCCAGUCCUUGCACAGCUUUCAGAUGGAAAAUGCCAACAGAGUACACCAGGAGGAGAAGGCAGUGCUGAUGAGUAACAUCACAGUAAAUGAAAGACUGAUCCAGGGUCUACGAGAACACUUGAAAGAGUUGCAGACAGAAUACGGAAAACUACAGCUAGAUGUUCACUGGUUUCAGAAGAACCAGACUAACCUUCAGAAGAAGUUCUCUUAUGACCUGUCACAGUGCAUCAACCAGAUGAAGGAACUAAAGGAACAAUGUGAAGAAAGGAUAGAUGAACUUAGAAAAAAGGGGAGUGAUGUGCCACAAACCAGAGAAAUCCAAAGCUUCUCAGAAGAUUCAAAAAAAAAUAGCCAGGUCACUACUCAACAGCCAGCUGUGAUGCAAAUUGAAUUCAAGCAGGCUGACUUGGAACAGCAGAAACUGAGUGAAGAUGUGCCUAAGGCAGUACCUGCAGUAAAAAAGACAGACCCUCUGGAGGCUGAAGAAAGAAUUAACAGCCUAGCUGAUACCAGAAAACAGGAGCUUAAGGCAGAAAAGGAGAAGCUUUCUAGUCAACUGAAAAACUCACAGGAUUUGCUCAAGCCUGCUGCAGUUCAUAAGGAGAUGCUGCCUGACUCCGAAAAGGAGUUGAAUCCAUCUGAAGAUGAAAAACAUGUAGCUGGGCAAGAUGCAUUACAGGUGGCAGAAGGGCAGGCUGCCAGUGAGGAAAUUGAGAGGGAGGACCUCCUAAAUGAUGAUGCUAAGCAGGAUGACUUGCCCCCUGGAAAUGCUGACAAACAUGAAAAUGAAGCACUGAAGGAGGACAAGGAUAUUGAUUACAAUUUAGAUGAGAACGAAGCUGAAUCAGAAAUGGACAAGCAAGCAGCACUUGCAGGGACUGAAAAUGUACCCAAAGUUGACUGAGCUUCUUGCUAGCCAGAUGGAUGCCAACCUCUCCACAAACAAGACCACCUUUACACAAAGCAGUUUCUAUACCUCUGACAGCAGAUGGUCUGCAAACCUGCAGAGCAAUGUUCAAAAGCACACAGGAAUACUAAUGUUAUUCUCAAUGACUUCAUGUGCCAUGGGAAUGUAAUUAUAGUGGUAGACUUUUACUAGACUAGGGGCCUGUAGCUCUACUACAUAGAACUUUAACUGAAGAAGAGGUUUAUUUGGAACUGUGGUUUACAUAGUGUUUGCCUCAUUAAAAUUUUUUGUUGUGUGAGGUAGGGAAAACUUCAUUGCUGUAACCAUCUCAGGGUUAAAUUAUUAUUUGUCCAUGAUGUGUUUCUUUUUUAAAGAAACUAACCCUGGUCGAUUUUAGUCAGUAAUUUCAGAAUAAAAAUAACCUUCUCUGCUGUGUAUUCACUGUAUUCUGUAGAGUUUUUCUACGUCUAACAUUUUUGAAGAUGGGAAAGACGAUCAUCCCUGUUUUCUUAGUUUUAAAAUGAUGCGGAACUUGGCUUCUCUUUUACUUGCUGCUUCCCUUGGACAAAUAUGAAAGAUGGUUCUUGAGCUGCUGUUAAGUAGUUCGAAAGAUGUUUGUGAUUGUUUACAAGAAGACAGCAAAAGCCAGAUGGAUUCUUGCUGCCCUACACUGGAACAAACCUUCUGUCUUUACCAUUACAUUGUCCAGGAUUUUCAUUGCUUUGGCAAUGAUACAGAAGCAUUCAAGUACAUUGAUGAUAAGCAAACCUAUAAAACAGUAGCCAACCUCCUUAACAGAGCAAAUGGGAAACCCAUGUAUUAAGGGCAGUACUCCUGCUUAUCUCAGGAAGCUGCAAAUUGAUGGCAGACUAGUGGGUGUUCUGCUUCAGAACAGCUUCACUCUUUUCCAGCUCUAGCUCAGCAGUGCUAUAGCUUAGGUGAUAAAGCCAAAGUGGUACUACUGCACAGUACAACUGUUAUGUUUGGAGAAACACAAAUAUCUUGCAUCAUCAAAAAGUUACAAACUCAUCACUAUGAAGGAAUCCAUUCUGCACCAACAUGAAUUGUCCUGCCCAGCACAGUCAAACCUGGAGGAUUUGCAUUUAUGGGCCAGGUAAGGCAUAG